GUCCCACGCAGGCACGAAGCACACGUCACAGAGCGCCACCCGCGACCAUGGUCUGGGGCGCCGCGAACCCCGUGGGCAAGCCCACCGAAGCCGAGACCCCGCUCAGGUCGGUGCAGAUUGACGGUCAGGUGGUGAUGAAGAUCGUGAAGCACUGCUCCGAGCAGGCGCCCACGCUCGUGACCGGGCAGCUCCUCGGGCUGGACAUUGGCGCCACGCUCGAGGUGACCGACUGCUUCCCGUUCCCAAACCAGGACGCCGCCGCCGCCGAGGGUGAGGAGGACGACGGCGCCAACUACCAGCUCGAGAUGAUGCGGUGCCUCCGCGAGAUCAACGUGGACAACAACACCGUGGGGUGGUACCAGUCCACCUACCUCGGGUCCUACUACACCGAGGAGCUCAUCGAGACCUUCCUCGCGUACCAGGAGAACAUCAAGCGAUGCGUCUGCGUCGUGUACGAUCCGACGAAGAGCGCGUCCGUGGGAACCUUCGGCCUCAAGGCGCUCCGCCUGACCGAUCGGUUCCUCGAGAUUCACCGCGCGGGCGAGUUCACGUUCGAGAAGAUUGCGGACAAGUCCCUCUCGUGGGCGGACAUCGUCUGCGAGGUGCCCAUCCGCAUCGCCAACUCCGCCCUGCUCAGCGCCAUGUUCGGCGAGCUCACCAGGUCCGUCGCGUCCGAGGAGAAGCACGGCGUGACCCAGUCGGACGCGGACAGGCUCGCGGUGUCGUCGGCGCCGUUUCUGGAAAAAUCGCUCGAGUUUCUCAGCGAGUGCAUGGACGACCUCGCGGCGGAGCAGCAGAAGGUGGCGCACUACCAGCGGUUCCUCUCCAAGCAGCAGUCGCAGCAGGCGCAGUGGCUGACGAAGAGGAAGGCGGAGAACGCGCAGAGGCGGGCGCAAGGGUUGGAGCCGCUGCCCGAGGAGGAGGAUCCGUCGAACCCGGCGCACAAGCCGUCGGCGGAGCCGUCCAGGCUGGAGGGGUUCCUGAUCGCCAACCAGGUGAACGAGUACUGCACGCAGAUCCAGGCGACCGCGACCGCGAGCCUGAGAAAGCUGACGCUCGUGGCGGGGUCGCAGGGAUGCGGGGACGUGGUGCCCGCCGUCGACUCAAAGGCGUGAUGUGGGCGCGGGCGUAGAUUACUGACUUUAUAGAGAUUUGAGCACCGAUGAUAU
This is a messenger RNA of Micromonas commoda, 1169 nucleotides long. RefSeq lists its product with no specific name. The transcript has a single exon. Gene Ontology annotation, molecular function: translation initiation factor activity; metallopeptidase activity; protein binding. The record is from RefSeq and is a predicted model, not a curated record. Lineage: Eukaryota; Viridiplantae; Chlorophyta; Mamiellophyceae; Mamiellales; Mamiellaceae. Bases 48 to 1115 code for a protein of 355 amino acids. Gene Ontology annotation, cellular component: cytoplasm; eukaryotic 43S preinitiation complex; cytosol.